GUGUCUGAAGGAUUUUAAAGGCAGAGUUCAAAAAGUCCCGAGUCUCAAUGAGUUAGUUCAGAACCGAAAGAAAUAAUUACACAAUUCCGAUGAGAAAAUGGAAUCAUCUCUAACGACUCUUCUCUGCGCUCUCUUUCCGGCGAGAUUCUCCUUCGACGCUUGCGAAGAAAGCCCUCGGAUUAUGCUCAGAGACUUGGCCGCCAGAGAAUUCAACGCCUUCCUUUGGAUUUCCCUCAUCGCCAUCACUGCUCUCUUGAUAUCCGAAGUUUUCAAGCUUCUCAGGCUAUGGCGGAAGGGAAAAUGGAUUCCCGGUCCUCCUUGCCCCUCUUUCCACGGCCACGGCAGUCUCAUCUCUCGCGAAAACCUCACCGACGUUUUAUCGGAAUCGCAUGAGAACUAUGGAUCGGUGGUGAAGCUGUGGUUGGGCCCGACUCAGCUUUUGGUGUCAAUAAAGGAUCCCAAUCUUAUCAAAGAGAUGCUUUUUAAGGCUGCAGAUAAAUUGCCUUUGACUGGGAGGGCUUUUCGUUUGGCUUUUGGACGAUCCAGUCUUUUUGCUUCCUCUUUCGAUAAGGUGCAAAAGAGAAGGGAAGCAUUGAUGACAAACUUAAGUGAAAGAUUGCUUGUGAGGGCAAAUGUGAUUCCUGGGAAGGUCGUGGAAUGCAUAAUGGAGAGAAUACAAAAAUCCAUGGCCAAAGGUAGUGUUGAUUGUAGAAUGGUUUCUCAACACAUGGCUUUUACCAUAUUGGGAACCACACUCUUUGGAGAUCCUUUUUUAGCUUGGUCUAAGGCCAGUGUUUACGAGGAGCUCCUUAUGAUGAUUGCUAAGGAUGCAUGUUUCUGGGCUUCGUAUAAUGUUACCCCAUUCUGGAAGCGAGGGUUUUGGAAGUACCAGCAGUUAUGUACAAAGCUGAAACGCUUAACUCAGGAUAUUAUUCAACAAUGCAGAAGAAGUUGCAAGAUAUUUCAUUGCAUGGAUGAUGACCACUGUAAUGAAACGGCAGGCACAGGAAAGAAUGCUUCAUAUGGUGCAUCGUAUUGCUCUGAUGGUGUAAUUCCAGAGAACUUUUUCUUUCAUGAGUUUAAAGGCCAUAUGAAUGAGAGAGAAGAUGAACCAUCCAGUAAUAUUAUGGGCAUGAUGUUUCAUGGAUGCCUGACCACAACGGGCUUGAUUAAUAAUAUCUUGAUGAGGCUUGUCACACACCCAGAAAUACAAGAUAAGAUUUACACAGAGAUUACUUUGGCACAGAAAGAUUCAAUGACACCAGUUGAACAAAAUGUUGAUAAGAUGCUCUUAUUAUUGGCAACUGUUUAUGAAUCUGCCCGACUUCUGCCAGCUGGACCUUUGCUUCAGAGAUGUUCUCUUGAUCAUGACUUGAAUCUUGAAACUGGUGCGACCAUACCAGCUGGUGCAUUGCUGGUUGUUCCUGUACAGCUGUUACAGAAGGAUGGUUCUAGUUGGGGAAGUGAUGCUGGUGAAUUUAAUCCAUAUCGCUUUCUUUCAAAGACGAGGAAGAGAUCUAAUUUGGUGAACACUUCAUUUUCAGAACAAACAACAGAUCUUGAAGAGGGCACCUUUGUUUUGAAUGAUCCAAAUGAGAAUGCAGCAUUCCUGCCCUUUGGUUCUGGUAUACGUUCCUGUGUUGGCCAAAAGUUUGUUAUCCAAGUAGUAGCGACAUUUUUCGCAUCACUGCUCAAACACUAUGAGAUAAAGCUCCCAGCGCAAGCCCAGAGUAAUGAAAAACCAAAAAAGAACAACUGCGGGUUCCAGCUUCUUCCGAGCACGGAGAUCGUUUUUCUCAGUAGGAGCAGCUGAAAGAAAAAAGGAGACAGAGAUCCUUCCUCCUGGAUAAGUGUUUUUAUAUAUACUAUUUUGUUUCCUUGUUUUUUUUAAAAUGUUUGAUGAGGGAAGCUCUCUUUUACUCGUUUGCGGACUAAGUUGAGGAUAUUACAUGAGUAUGGAAUGUUUGACUCCAUGUUUUUUUCCUCUCUUUUGAAGAUAUCCCAGGUGCUGUGAGUAUGCUGUCACCGUUUUUUUUUUUUAAAGAUGUUUUUGAAGCACACUAGGGCUAUUAUUGCUGCAGAGACCUCUAUUAUGUUUUCCCUCGUUGUAUUUGUAACUCAGAGACCUCUUAAUUGACGUUUUUUACUCCUUGGAAGGAGUUAUUUCAUACUGUCACAGAAUAUGUACAAAUAUGGAAUUGGUUGUUGUAGUAUUACUGAAGUUGUGUAAAUUCCAAGAAUAAAAAGUGACGUUUUAUACGC
Molecule: messenger RNA, 2262 nt
Organism: Morus notabilis
Lineage: Eukaryota; Viridiplantae; Streptophyta; Magnoliopsida; Rosales; Moraceae
Product: cytochrome P450 3A29
Exons: 7
Coding region: 98-1813 (571 amino acids)
Molecular function (GO): heme binding; iron ion binding; monooxygenase activity
Source: RefSeq, a predicted model, not a curated record